Messenger RNA from Durusdinium trenchii, 572 nucleotides. NCBI's taxonomy places the organism in Eukaryota, Dinophyceae, Suessiales, Symbiodiniaceae. The record is from the annotation of a GenBank genome assembly.
GCAGUGUGAAAUGGGCCGGGCAUGUCUCCAAAAGAUCUUGGCCGGCGAGAAUCUGAAGUACAUGGCUUUUGUGAGGGAAGAGAAUGAGAAAGACUUGCGCUUGGCCCUGGAGUCCCAAAUCUAUGAUCACUGGGAUGCCAGCAGAGACGCACCGCCAAAGCAACGACCACAGCCGGCUUCUGAGGAGAAGGACUUCACUUUGGAGAUUCUAGCCAUGCAGUCUGGUAAGCCUGUCUUUCCGGAACAGGUGCUCACGGACAGGUUUGCCGACAGCAGUGAGUACAAGAAAGAGGUGCUGAAAUUGAAAAAGAUCUUCGAGGAUAAGUAUGGGGCUCCUGCUGCUGGUGCGGGCCCGCCCACGGUUGACAGUGGUCCAUGCCGGGUGAGCGGGCAGUGCGACUUUUCCAUUGACGACGGGCUCUCGCCUGUGGACACUUCGCGGACGGUCAGUCUUUCGGUCAAGACCAUAGACCAGCUUGGAGAGCCAGCUUCAAGGCGUGGGACAUUGGUUGGCAAAGCUGGUAAGCCAACGGUGGUCGUUGACGAGAACUUUCACAUCUGGCUGCUGAAUU